Molecule: messenger RNA, 1881 nt
Organism: Malus domestica (apple)
Lineage: Eukaryota; Viridiplantae; Streptophyta; Magnoliopsida; Rosales; Rosaceae
Source: RefSeq, a predicted model, not a curated record
CUCUCUCUUUCUCUCCCAUUCUCUCUCCUUCUCGAUCGACCGGCUCUCGAGCUUCCGAAAUCUAGGGAAACACGACCUUCGAGAUAAAUACAGAGGAUCAAAGCUGCUGAAGGUGCCACUCUUACUACCGGCUUGAUUAUGCAGACCAUCAGACGCAUGGGAACCUCGCUGAGAUAUGUUGUUCUAGGCAUUUUGUUCUCAUCACGCAUUAAGAAAACCAGACGUUUGCUUGAAGCUAGUUCUGAACCUUUAGCAGCAGCACCAGCGCCGCCAGCCACUACCUCUGACCAUGUGAUUGACAUCCCUCUCCAGGAAUGGUUUUCGAAAAAGGUUACUGAAAUAGUGAGGGAGAAGGACUUGAACUCACUCCGCAGACUUGGUGGUGUUGAUGGCAUCUUGCCACUUCUCAGGUCUCAUUUUGAGGAAGGUGCCAUUGAUGGUGGUCAAAAUCCAGAAGGAUGGAACAUUACCAAGUCCCCUGUUGACGCCAAAGGUUUCUUGUACUUUUUGUUUGAGGCGUUCAAUCAGUACAUAAUUUUUUUCCUCUUGCUCUCAGCUGGGUUAUCGUUCACCAUCGAAUUCAUGAAUCAAGGAGUCAAGGAUGGCUGGCAUGACGGUGUUGCCAUACUCAUUGCCGCGUUCUUACUUAUUGCUUUCCGUUCUGUGGGGAACUACCUCCGUCAGAGAAAGCUGGCAAAACACUUGCUGGAUAGGAGCAAAUUGACGGUGAAUGUUGAAAUAAGUAGCACAGAACCUACACCGAUUACCAUAUCUGGCAUUGUGGUGGGUGAUAUAGUUCCUUUGAAGGAAGGAGACUGUGUUCCUGCUGAUGGUUUGUUCAUAGAUCACGGUGAGGUAUUGGUUCUGGAUGAGGUGUUGAGCCCAAAAAUUGAUUGCGAACAAAAUCCAUUUGUUUUUUCGGGUUCAAAGGUUGUGAAGGGCCAUAGCUGCAUGAUUGUGACAUCCAUUGGUGCUAAUACAGCUUUUGCUGAGGUGCUGAGCUCGUUGUCUGAUCAUAAUCCAAAUGAAAAGACACUGCUACAAGAUUUGAUGGACAAACCGAAUGAUUGUAUGGAUUAUCUUACAUGUGGUGUCUCGAUACUGAUUGGGUUGGGAUGUUGAUACGCCUACUAUUCUUCAGGAAGUAUGAAAAUUACAAUGAAAGGCCAGAGCUGAAAGGGAUAUUUUCAAUGAAUUUUGUGAUGAGGAUUUUUUAAAAGAUCUCAUUGGAACCUCAAGGAAAAGUUUCCAUCUUAGCAAGCGUUCUCACAACUGUGGUAAUAGGGAUACAACAUGGGAUGCCUUUUGUGAUUGCAGUUGCCCUUUUUCAAUGGAAGGAGAAGGCAGCCAAAAAUCAAGCAGAUCCACGGAAUCUAUCAGCUUCUGUCACCGUGGGACUCUUAAAUUUCAUCUGCAUUGAAACAACGGUAGAUCUAACGUGCAACCGGACGGAGGUCGAGGAAUUUCGGAUCGGCGAAAAAGAUUUAAGCAGUGGUGAAGUGGACUCGGAAACUGACCAAGUUCUUGAGGCUCUCCAUCAGGGGAUUUCAGCUACCACGUCACCAAAAAAUGAUCGGCUCAUUUCUUGGCUGAACACCAUAUGGGGUAGUAACGCGAAGUUAUUGGAUCGAAGAUUUGAAAUUGUUGAACAAUGGAGCUCUAAUGAGAAGUAUAGAGGAGUUGUAUUGAGGAAAAUCGAGAAUGAUGAACAGAUUAUGCAACUUCACUGUGACGGAGAAGCAUCAACAAUACUAGGCAUGUGUUCACAUUACUAUGAUAACAGAGGGGAAAGUCACAAUAUUGGAUACCAGACGAGAAAAUUCAAGCAGGUGAUCGAGAAGAUGGAGAAGAAGGGUCUUAGAUCGAUUGCAUAAGCGUACA